AUAUCAUUAAUAUGUAAUUUACGUACAAUAAAUAGUGAAUUUGAAACAACAAAUUUUAGUGUUAUACCAUCUGAACAUACAAUUGAUUUAAAUGUUAUAUGUAAUGAUGAUAUUAUGACAAAAAGUUAUUUAGAAACAAAAUCAUUUUCACAUUUAAUUAAUUUAAAAUAUUUAACAAUAAAAUUUUGUAAAAUAUCAAAAUUUUAUCCAGAUAUAUUAUAUGGUUUAGAUAAUUUAAAAAAUUUUACAUUAAAUACAAAUAAUAUUAUAUGGGCUGAUUUUAAUUUAAAUAUUGAUUAUAAUUCAUUUAAUUAUGUAAAAAAUUUAGAAAGUUUAGAUUUAAGUAAAAAUAAUAUAUGGUCAUUACCACAAAAUAUAUUUUGUAUAUUAACACGUUUAACAUUUUUAAAUAUAAGUGAAAAUCGUUUACAAGAUAUUAAUGAAUUAGGUUUUCGUGAUAAAUUAAAUGACGAUAUAAAUAAUAAUAAUAAUAAUAAUAGUACUAAUAGUAAUAAUAAUGAUAAUGAUAAUAAUAAUAAUGAUAGUAACAUUAAUAAUAAUAAUAUAAAUGAUAAUAAAAUUUUAUCAUCUUCAUCAUCGUCCUCAUUAUUAUCAUCAUCAUCAGUAUUGGGAACAGGAUCAGGUGGCUCAAUAAUAAAAUCAAUUACUAAUAAUAUAAAUAUAUUAGGUUAUAGUAAUAAUGAUGAUGAUAAUAAUAAUAAAAAUAAUAAUAAUAAUAAUAAUAAAAAUUCAACUAUUAUAAAACCAUUAAUAACAUCAACGAAUAUUAUUAAGAAUAAUAUUGAUAAUAAUAAUAAUAAUAAUAAUAAUAAUAAUAAUAAUAAUAAUAAAAAGAAAUUUAUUAAUAAAAAUAAUAUAACAUUAUCAUCAUCAUUAUUAUCACCAUCAUCAUUAAUAACAUCAUCAAUUGUAACAACAACAACAAAAACAGCUACAAUUAUAAUACCAACAGUAUGCUCAUUGGAUUUAGAAAUUUUAGAUUUAUCAUAUAAUAAUUUUGUAUUAUUACCAGCUAAUGGUUUUGGUGUAUUAAAAAGACUGAAAUUUUUAAAAUUAAAUAAUAAUGAAAUAUCAAUGGUAGCUGAUAAAGCAUUAAAUGGUUUAAAAAAUUUAAAAAUAUUAAAUUUAAAUGCAAAUAAAAUUGUUUCAUUACCAUCUGAAUUAUUUAUAGAUGCUAUUAAUUCAAUACAAGAAAUAUAUUUACAAAAUAAUUCAAUAACAGUAUUAUCACCAAAAUUAUUUUUUAAUUUAACCCAAUUACAAGCAUUAGAUUUAUCAUUAAAUCAAAUAACAUCAACAUGGAUUGAUAAAAAUACAUUUUUAGGUUUAAUUAGAUUGGUUCUAUUAAAUUUAUCACAUAAUCGUAUUACAAAAUUACAACCAGAUUUUUUUACAGAUUUAUAUACAUUACAAAUAUUAAAUUUACGUCAUAAUCAAUUAGAAUAUAUUGAAUCAAAUACAUUUGCAUCAAUGAAUAAUUUACAUACAUUAUUAUUAUCAUAUAAUAAAUUAAAAUAUUUGGAUGCAUUAUCAUUGAAUGGUCUAUUUGUAUUAUCAUUUUUAUCAAUUGAUAAUAAUCAAAUAAAUGAUAUACAUAAUGAUUCAUUUAGAAAUUGUAGCUCAUUACAAGAUAUUAAUUUAAAUGGUAAUCAAUUAAAAAUUGUACCAUCAGCAUUAAAAAAUAUGAGAUUAUUAAGAACAUUAGAUUUGGGUGAAAAUUUAAUAACAAAUAUUGAAGAUAAAUCAUUUGAAGGUUUAGAUAAUUUAUAUGGAUUACGUUUAAUACAAAAUUCAAUACAAAAUAUUUCAUCAAAAAUGUUUAAAGAUUUACCAAAUUUACAAAUAUUAAAUUUAGCACAUAAUCAUAUAACAUUUAUUGAACCGAAUGCAUUUUUAAAUACAACAAAUAUUCAAGCUAUACGUUUAGAUGGUAAUCAUAUAGUUGAAAUAAAUGAUUUAUUCUUAAAAAUACCAAGUUUAUUAUGGUUAAAUAUAUCUGAUAAUAAUUUAUAUCAAUUUGAUUUAUCACAAAUACCAAAAAAUUUGCAAUGGUUAGAUAUACAUAAAAAUGAUAUAAGACAAAUAACAAAUUUAAAACAAAAAUCAAAUGAAUUACAUUUACAAACAUUUGAUGCAAGUUUUAAUUUAAUUGAAUAUAUUUCAGCUGAAUCAAUACCAAAUAGUAUAGAAUUAUUAUUUUUAAAUGAUAAUUUAAUAACAUCAGUUGAACCGAAUACAUUUUUAGAUAAACCAAAUUUAACAAGAGUUGAUUUAUAUGCAAAUCAUAUUCGAACAUUAAAUACAAAAUCAUUUCGUAUACAAGAGGUAUCAUAUAAUAGACCAUUACCAGAAUUUUAUAUUGGUGGUAAUCCAUUUACAUGCGAUUGUAAUAUUGAAUGGUUACAACAAAUUAAUACACAUGGUUCACGUCAAUUCCCAAGAAUAAUGGAUUUAGAAACAAUUUAUUGUAAAUUAUUAAAUACAAGAGAAAAAUCUUAUAUACCAUUAGUUAAAGCAAAAUCAAAACAUUUUCUAUGCCCAUACUUAACACAUUGCUUUGCAUUAUGUCACUGUUGUGAUUUUGAUGCAUGUGAUUGCGAAAUGAUAUGUCCAAGUAAUUGUACAUGCUUUCAUGAUGAAAGUUGGUUUACAAAUAUUGUUGAAUGUUCAUCAGCAAAUCAUACAGAAAUACCAAGUGUUAUACCAAUGGAUACAACUGAAGUUUAUAUUGAUGGUAAUAAUUUUGUUGAAUUAUCUGGACAUAGUUUUUUAGGGCGUAAAAAUUUACAAAUUUUAUUUGCAAAUAAUUCAAAUAUUCAAGCAAUAUAUAAUACCACGUUUAAUAGUUUAAAACGUUUAGAAAUAUUACAUUUAGAAUAUAAUAAAUUACAUCGAUUAUAUGGUAAUGAAUUUAAUCAAUUACAAAAUUUACGUGAAUUAUUCUUACAAUAUAAUAAAAUAAAUUUUAUUGGUAAUGGUACAUUUGCCCGUAUGCCAAAAUUAGAAAUAUUAAGAUUAGAUGGUAAUAAAUUGGUACAAUUUGAAAUAUGGCAAUUAUCAUUAAAUCCAUUACUUUUACAAAUUGGAUUAGCUGGAAAUGUCUGGUCAUGUGAAUGUAGUUAUUUAAGUCGUUUUCGUACAUUCUUACAAGUUAAUUCUGAGAAAAUAAUUGAUGCAAAUAGUGUUGCAUGCAUUUAUAAUAAUAUGUCAAGUAUAUUAAAAGAAAAAAAUGGUACAAAAUGUACAUUACGUGAAGGAAUUUCUACAUAUGUUCGUGGAUCUGAAAUUGAAAAUUUAUUACCAUUAAUGUUGGUUGGUACAUGCGCAUUUGUAUUUUUCUUUGGUGUAAUUUUAGGUUUAUUCUGUUAUCGUCAGGAAUUAUGCGAAUGGGCUCAAACAAGUCGUCUUGUCAAUUUAUGUUUCUGUAAUGGUGAUUAUAUUGAAAAUUAUCAUAAGGAUCGUUUAUAUGAUGCAUAUAUAGCAUACAGUCAUCAUGAUGAACAUUUUGUAAAUCAAAUUCUAGCUGAUACAUUAGAAAAUGAUAUUGGAUAUAGAUUAUGUUUACAUUAUCGUGAUUUAAAUUUAAAUCUUUAUAUAACAGAUGUUAUUUUAGAAGCAGUUGAUAGCUCCAGGGAAGCAUUAAUUGUUUUAUCUAAAAAUUUUCUUUAUAAUGAAUGGACACGAUUUGAAUAUAAAAGUGCUUUACAUGAAAUUAUUAGUAAACGUUAUAAACUUGUAUUUCUUUUAUAUGGUGAUUUACCACAACGUGAUCUCGAUGCUGAUAUGAGACAUUAUUUACGUACAAGUACAUGUAUUGAAUGGGAUGAUAAAAAAUUUUGGCAGAAAUUACGUUUAGCCUUACCAAAACCAAGUCAAAAGAAUCGUCAAACUCAAUCUAGUCAAGGUGAUACUGGUGUUGUUGGAAAUCAACCAACUGGUACAAAUAUUAGUGGAAUUAUUAGUCAACAUCAAGGACAAUUUUAUAAAAAUCGUAAUACAGCAAAUACAAUAUAUAAUACAACACAACAUCCACAUCAUCAUCAUCAUCUUCAACAUCAUGAUUAUUCAACAUUAGAUCGUAAUCAUCAUCAAAAUACUAUGACAACAAAAUCAAGUGGUGGUGUUUAUGAUAAUUGCGGUAAUUUUCAACGUAUGUCUGGAACUGCAACAACAUGUUCUAGGAAAUAUAACAGUAAUUUUGAUACAGCAGCAUGUAAUAAUUAUAAUACAAUAUCAAAUAGUCAAAAAAAUAAUUUAAGUAUUAGUACAAUUGAUAAAAAACAUGAAUAUGCAAUACCAUCAAAUUGUAUAUUACAACAACAAAAUGCAUCUAAUGGUGACGGUGGAAAUUUAAAUCCAUCAUCUAAUUAUGGUUUAAAUUUUGAACAUCGACAACAUCCAUUUAAUUCAACUACAAAUGGCUUAGAUUUUUUAUUAACAAGUAAAUGUGGUACAGGAGGUGGUGCUGGCGGUGGUAUUAUUACUGGAAAUAAUGACAUUGGACCAAAUAAUUUUGGUAUUGGAACAUCAUCAACAUUACCACCAAAAGGUUGUAGUAGUAAUAAUGCAAGUGGUAUUCAUAGUGGAGCUGGUACAAUUGGUAUUAAUAAUAGUGGAAUUAGUAAUACAAAUCGACAAAAUAAUAAUUUAAAUCAUAAUAUUAUAAAUAAUAUUAAUAAUAUUAAUAAUAACAAUAAUAAUAAUAAUGAUAUUGAUAGUAAUCCAACAAUAUCAAAUUCAGCAAUUUCAAUAUGUAAUUUAUCAUUAAGUCAGAGUGUUAGCUCAUCUGGUAGUCUAAAUAAUUCUCAUUUAAAUAAUUUCAAUUCAAAUAGCUGUGCAGGUCGAAUUAGUGGUAUAGGUAUUACUGGUGGUGGUGGUGGUGGUGGUGGUGGCGGUGGUAUUGAUAGCAGUAAUAUUAUUGUUGGAUGUAAUAGUAGUAAUAUUAUUAAUAAUACAAAAAAUUUUAAUAAUUCAUCAUUAUAUUGUAAUAAUUGUAAUGAAUUAUUAAAUGAUAAUUCAAAUAUAUGUUGUAAUUGUAAUAAUCGUAAUAUUGAUACAUUAAAUAAAAGUAAAAAUAUAACAACAAAUUCAACAUCUACAACAGCAACAACAACAUCAGGAAAUAAUAAUAUUAAUUGUAAAUCAAAUAAAAUGAUGCAAACAUUAUGGUCGUAACACUAAUAAAAUUAAUAUACUAUAAUAUUACAAUAAGUUAUAAUGAGAAUAAAUUUAUUAAUAUAUUAUUAGAAUUUUUAAAAUUAAAUUAAUUAAAUUAUAUUAUAUAUAUAAAUAAAAUUAAAAGCAGCCCAUAUAUAAGAACCAAAGAUUAUUAAUUAAUUUUCAUUAUUAUACUAUUAUAUUAUACUAAUUAAUAAUAAUAAUAUAAUAAUAUUUAUAGAUAUUUAAAAAAUAUUAUAAAAAAUAAUAAAUUAAAUUAAUUAAAUUACAAACGUUAUUUAUAUUUAUAAAUCAUUGCUUUAGCAUAAAAGUUCCGUAAAUUACACAUGAAAUGAUAAAAUAAAAUUCCAAUAUUAUAAAAAAAAAAUAUUAAAUUAUCAAAGAAAAACAAAUUCAUUUUCUUUUUAUAAAUAUAUUAAUUUGUAUAAUACAAUUGCCAUUCAUAAAAUAAAAUAUUUAUAUUAUUACAAACGAAAAUAUAAUUAAUUAUUAUACAAAUAAAUUGUUGUAAAAGGUAUAUACAGUAAACAACAACAAAAAAAAAUUAAAUGAAUGAAUAUAAAUUAAAUAUUAUAUAAGAAUUAAAUAAUAAUUUCUACAUAUACAUACAUGCAAAUAUAUAAAGAUCAAAAAUGUAUAUAAGAAAUUAAUACUUAAAAAUUCAAAAGAAAAUAAAAAUAUUAAUUUAAUUUAUUUAUUAUAAAAUAUUCAA
This is a messenger RNA of Condylostylus longicornis, 5911 nucleotides long. RefSeq names its product toll-like receptor 6 (gene Toll-6). Gene Ontology annotation, biological process: signal transduction. The transcript has a single exon. Gene Ontology annotation, molecular function: protein binding. The annotation marks the transcript as partial. Lineage: Eukaryota; Metazoa; Arthropoda; Insecta; Diptera; Dolichopodidae. The record is from RefSeq and is a predicted model, not a curated record.